GGAGGGGUAUUUGAAUACUAUGGACAUAUGCGUGUGUUUGUGUGGAUCUACUGCUGUGCUCUAUGCCCAUGGAUACUCUAAACACAAUUACACAGACACAGCGCCGCGCCUGGGGUAGUGAUACUGAUAGUGACACUAGUGAUGAUGCUGAUGGUGGUGCUGGUACCCAGACAGACCAGGGCUGAGCAAAAGAGGAAAUUAUUGUUUUUCGCCGAGAGAUUAAGAAAGAGACAUGUCAUCAUCGUCGUGCAUCCCUGUCUUUCUCUCUCCCUCUUUCCUUUCUCACACACACACACGCACACAAACAUAUAUCUCCUCUCCCCUACUUCCCUCUUCUCACCCUAGGCAUAGGAGACUCACCAGAUACACCGACAUGGUGCUGGAAAAGAUCCGUCAACGGUUCGACCUGAGUGUGGUCAAGCACAUCGACCUCGAGGACAUGGCCAUUGACUUCACUGGCCCCGACCACUGGACCUCGACCCUCUCCUCCGACCGCCUCGUCGCCCGUCUCACCCACAUCCCCGGGUUCACCUGGCCCAUCCAGCAGGUCCAACUCACGGUCCUUGUUCAGGACAAGGGCGAGCACCUCGGCUCUUUAUACUCACCCUUCACGCCUGCAUCCGUCUCUCGCGGCCAAAUCACUUCCUCCAUCUCCUUCUCCCCCCUCCACAUCCCCCCCGAGUCCCACACCGCCUUCAGUACCUUCAUCGCCGCCCUCACUACCCAGUCUUACCACACCUUCACCAUCAGGGGUUCCGCCGAUAUCCAGUUCAAGCUCGGACGACUCCUUGGUGUCCAUGCGCUUAAUGGUGUCGAUUUCUUGUCAGAUUUGACCUUGAGGGGGCUGAAUAACUUGCCGGGAAUUAAGUGUACGGAUGUGAAGGAUGUAAAGUCAGAAAUCCAUGAGGGACAGGAACGAGAACAGGAUAUGUUGCAGAUGACGGUGCUGUUGGAUAUCCCUAAUCCGAGCCAGUUGUCCCUCACACUGGGUGAUAUCACACUUGAAGUACUCUACAGUGACCAGACCUCUGCAUCAACAGAGGCAGCAGAAGCAGCAACAGAAACAGCAACAGAAACAGCAACAGCAACAGCAACAGCAACAGCAACAGCAACAGCAACAGCAACAGCAACAGCAACAGCAACAGCAACAGCAGCAUCGACUAUAUCUUCUACGGACUCGUGGGUCGAAGCUGAAGAACAAGAUGUCAACAGAGGACAGCAGCAACAACAACAACAAGAACAACAACUCUUUGAAGAAAACUCUGACCAUGUCAUAGGUACCAUCCAUCUUCCGGGUCUGAUCCUGCUACAAGGUGCGAACGACGGUCGGGUCGCAACACUCAGACUUGACACGCGCCUGCAGCGGACAAAACUUUUCCUGGACGAUAUCGCAAAAGAAUCACGGACAGUGCAUCUGAAAGGGUUUCAGGGUACUUCCGAGAACGAAGCCCUGGCCGCUGGCUUGGUCACCUUGGCGACUUCCUUUAUUAUGCCCAGCUUUAUGCUCCCAACCGAUCCGAAGCAUUCAUUCAAAUAGCUGCAUGGACAUAAAAAGAAAACGCGCUCGUCUUUUGCAAUAAAACAGAGAGAGAGAGAGUUAUUG
Molecule: messenger RNA, 1603 nt
Organism: Gamsiella multidivaricata
Lineage: Eukaryota; Fungi; Mortierellomycota; Mortierellomycetes; Mortierellales; Mortierellaceae
Exons: 3
Coding region: 233-1537 (434 amino acids)
Source: RefSeq, a predicted model, not a curated record